AUGGCGUCCUCCACCUGGUCGUGGCCAGACGAUGUCCCGACAGCACCGCCUGAGAGCCACGCGCAUGAUGUCCCUCGUGCCGAUCCAGCCGAAAGCGCUUCCGCAGGCCAUGGUGAAGGGAACACAGCGCACAGCGAAGCGAACGCAGCUGAGCCCGAGACUCGGCCCAAUCCUGACCAGAAACACUACAAACCUCGAACUUGCAGAAUUUGCCUAGAAGUCGUUGAACCGACGUUCGAGCUGCCGGUGGAAGGACCAGCGUCCUUUCUGCGGCCCAAACCCCGCGUGACCUACAACUCCGAGGACCCCGAAUCGGGCCGUCUGAUAUCUCCCUGCAAAUGCAAAGGCACCCAGAGGUAUGUGCACGAGGGCUGCCUGCAGGCAUGGCGACAAGCGUCUCCUCUCUCGGAUCGCAACUUCUGGAAGUGUCCUACGUGCGGGUUCGAGUACAGGAUGGACCGCCUCAAAUGGGCAGGAUGGAUCUCGAACCGCCUGACGCGAGCUCUCGCGACCUUUCUCGUCUUCACUCUCUCGGUCUGGGUCUUGGGCUUCGUGGCGGAUCCGAUUCUCAACUUGUGGUUGGAUCCCCUGGGGACUGUGGCCGGGACCGUCAUCGAUGUCGUGGGCGACGAUGAGCUACACGAGAUCUUCGCUAUGCAAGAAGAGUUGCCGGGAGGCUGGUGGGAACACUUUAUGAAGGGGUUCUUCUCCCUCGGAAUCCUGGGUUUUGUGAAGACAAUCAUUGCUGCCGGGCCGUGGUACUGGUUCAACUUUCGAACUGGUGGUGGAUUAGGUGGCCGUCAACGUGGCGGUGGUCGCGAGAGGUUGGAGAACAUCAACUGGGUCCUCAUCGUGAUAGGUGUUUUCACCUUUCUCGGACUUGUAUGGAAAGCGGUGGGUGCCGUAAGCGGCCGGUUUCUGGAGCAAGCCAGCGAGCGUGUCAUGGAUGUACAGGGCGAUGACGACGACGAAGAUGACGAUGAAAGCCACGAAACGACUACAGAAGGUCGGAUGGGCGGUGCAACGGAUGACACCACUGCCCCGGAGUCUAGGAAGGACAAAUAA
Messenger RNA from Thyridium curvatum, 1065 nucleotides. RefSeq lists its product as uncharacterized. Gene Ontology annotation, molecular function: zinc ion binding. The record is from RefSeq and is a predicted model, not a curated record. The transcript has 2 exons. NCBI's taxonomy places the organism in Eukaryota, Fungi, Ascomycota, Sordariomycetes, Thyridiales, Thyridiaceae. Bases 1 to 1065 code for a protein of 354 amino acids.